Messenger RNA from Diuraphis noxia (Russian wheat aphid), 2049 nucleotides. It is a transcript of the gene PPP4R2r, whose product is annotated as Protein phosphatase 4 regulatory subunit 2-related protein. The record is from RefSeq and is a predicted model, not a curated record. NCBI's taxonomy places the organism in Eukaryota, Metazoa, Arthropoda, Insecta, Hemiptera, Aphididae. Gene Ontology annotation, cellular component: nucleus; protein phosphatase 4 complex; cytoplasm. Gene Ontology annotation, molecular function: protein phosphatase regulator activity.
UGUAUAAUAUGUAGCUAUUAUUAUAAUAUUUUUGUUCGUUUAUCGAGAAACCAUAGUUCGUCGGCGUUGUGUUGACACUCGGCAUUGUUCCAUGACGCGGGCGCGUGCGCACUCUACGCCAGUUAUUAUAAUGGUAAAGUUGUGCACCGAGCAGUUUCCUUAUCUGUUUUCGUUCCGACUUCCGAGCAUUUCUACGGUACCGUUGAACGGCGUCUGACUCGUUUACCGUUCUAAUAAUAUUGUUGUGAAAUUUACGUUUACAACCGCAAUAAUAAUAAUAUCAUUAACGUACGUAAUUAUUAUUACUGUUGUGUACGGUUCGUGUUGUGUUCCGAAUCCGAAAUCUCGUGUGAUCCGUCAACGAACAACUGGACCAAGGUUGGUGAAGCGGAAAGAAAUUGCAGGACAACGGACACGCACAGGUUGGUACCGUACGCUUAAUGUUACCACCAUCCAGCGUCCGCAAUGAUCGAAAACGCGGAACUAGUCAUGCAAAUGCUGGAGAUGUACCAGAUGUACAAGCAACAGGUUCCCGUGGAACUGGAAGAGUACCUGAGGUACGUCGCCAAGACCGGAAAUACACUGUUCCAGUGGACGUUGGUCAAGCCGUUCAUCCGUGAGAAGAUUAUGAACGUUAUUGCUGAGUUUGUGGAACAAUCCUCGUUGUCUGACAUACCCCCAUAUCCAAAUGUAGAUCCGUUCAACUACGAGGCUAUGAAGACAAUGUUGUUAGAACGUUUCGACACUUUCAAUGGGCCCCCGUUCACCAUUCAAAGGCUUUGCGAGUUAUUGUCUUGCCCGAGGAAAGAAUACAACCGUGUGGACAAGUUCAUGCGUGCCGUGGAAAAGAACAUAUUGGUCGUCAGUACCUGUGAUUUGAGACCCAAGCGAGAAGAGCCCAUUGUCAAUGGUGCCCCAGAUCGGUGGGAAAAUGGGAAAGAGCCCGAUAUCAGUAUGGAAUUGGUUGAUAAAAAUAAUGUUAUUACUGACGCAAAUGUCCUAAAUGGUAAUGAUACAGUUGAAAGUCUUCUGAACGAACUAGAAUCAAUGAAAACACCUGAAACCAAACUGGAUGAAUCAAAUUUAGAACAUAAAGAUCUUCUUGUCGCACAAGUUACCGAUAAAGUUGAAUCUAAUAUUACACCUGAAGAACCCAAACAAGAUACUCCAAUAUUAAUCACCCAAGAUACACCACUUCAGACACAGAUUACAGAAUCUACUUCAGAAGUUAUAGAACCAGUCAAUAUUGAUGUCCAACCAGUCAAUAUUGAUAUUCCACAAAAUGUUACUGUUGAUCAUGACACUAUAGUUGACCAACCAAAAGAGUUAAACUCUGAAGUCUCUGAAAUUCAAUCUGUUGAAGUAAAAGAACAAACUGUAAGUAAUCCUAUUGAUGAGCUUAAAGGUUUAUCCCAAAAUAUAGAGCUUGAAAUCGCUAAAUCAAAAACUGAAGAGUCAAUCUUAGAAAGUAAUAAAUUGGAUAAUUUGGAAUUAAUACCGACAGAUGUUGAUCGAGUAGAAGGUUCAAUUAUUCAUCAAACUUCUGAUUCUGAUAAUAAAGUAGAACUAGAUAUAGAAUCUUCUCAACCAGCAGUUUUGUUGGAAAAAUCAGACGAAAAUCUUGAAAAAAUGGAUGUACAAAUCGAAGAUGUAUCCAAAAUUAUGGAAUCGGAAGUAAUCAGUGAUAAUAUACAAGAAGAAUGUAUAAAACCUACCGAAAUUCAAAAUGACAAACAACAAACUGUUGAAUCUACCAUUGAAGUACCUACUGUAGACCCAAUUUCUAUAGAUAUGGAAGUAGAACUAGAGAAGACAGAAAAUAAUAUUAUUCUUGACGUUAUACCACAAGAAAGUGUUAAAGAAAAUGAUGACACCCAGGUAACAGAACCUAAUACAACUGUUGAAGAACCUCAAGUACAGGAUGAAAAUAAAUUGACUGCAAGUGAAUAGUCUUACUAAAUAUUAGACCUUAAAGAAUAUUACAUACAUUGACUGGUUAGGUUAAUAAUAAUAAUGAAAUUUUAUCAAUUAGGUAAAAGUUAUGUAAAA